Molecule: messenger RNA, 2771 nt
Organism: Micropterus salmoides (largemouth bass)
Lineage: Eukaryota; Metazoa; Chordata; Actinopteri; Centrarchiformes; Centrarchidae
Gene: eif4a1a
Product: eukaryotic translation initiation factor 4A1A
Exons: 11
Coding region: 87-1301 (404 amino acids)
Biological process (GO): cytoplasmic translational initiation
Cellular component (GO): cytoplasmic stress granule
Molecular function (GO): translation initiation factor activity; ATP binding; RNA helicase activity
Source: RefSeq, a predicted model, not a curated record
ACGGCGUUCUGUUGCAAUGAGAAAGCCUCUUUGUGUGUUGUCAACGUAUAUAAGACAUUUCUGCCGCAGUUUCUUUCUUUGGAAUAAUGUCGGCUGAAUAUGAUAAUAGAGACAAUGGCCCAGAGGGCAUGGAGCCAGAUGGGAUCAUUGAGAGCAACUGGAAUCAGAUCGUGGACAGUUUUGAUGAGAUGAGCUUGCGCGAGACUCUGCUCAGAGGAAUUUAUGCAUAUGGUUUUGAGAAGCCUUCCGCGAUCCAGCAGAGAGCCAUUGUCCCUUGCAUCAAGGGUUACGAUGUGAUUGCUCAGGCACAGUCUGGCACUGGGAAGACUGCCACCUUUGCCAUUUCCAUCCUCCAGCAGAUUGAUGUGGAACUGAAGGACACCCAGGCUCUGGUCCUGGCUCCCACAAGGGAGCUGGCUCAGCAGAUCCAGAAGGUGGUGCUGGCCCUGGGUGACUACAUGGGUGCCAGCUGCUAUGCCUGUAUUGGCGGAACCAGCAUUCGCAGUGAAGUCCAGAAGCUGCAGGCUGAAGCCCCACACAUCGUGGUGGGAACCCCUGGCCGCGUCUUCGACAUGCUGACUCGCAAGAACCUCUCUUCUAAGCACAUCAAAAUGUUUGUGCUGGAUGAGGCCGACGAGAUGCUUAGUCGAGGGUUCAAGGACCAGAUCUACGAGAUCUUCUUGAAACUGUCGAGCAGCACGCAGGUUGUCCUCCUCUCGGCCACCAUGCCAGCUGAUGUUUUGGAGGUCACAAAGAAGUUCAUGCGUGAACCUGUCCGAAUCCUGGUGAAGAAGGAGGAGCUGACCCUUGAGGGCAUCCGCCAGUUCUACAUCAAUGUGGAGAAAGAGGAGUGGAAGCUGGACACGCUGUGUGACUUGUAUGAAACCCUGACAAUCACACAAGCUGUCAUCUUCAUCAACACAAGGAGGAAAGUGGACUGGCUCACUGAGAAGAUGCACGCCAGAGAUUUCACCGUGUCUGCUCUGCAUGGUGACAUGGACCAGAAAGAGAGAGACUUGAUCAUGAGGGAGUUCCGCUCUGGCUCCAGUCGAGUCCUCAUUACCACUGACCUGCUGGCCAGAGGUAUUGAUGUCCAGCAGGUGUCCCUGGUCAUCAACUAUGACCUGCCGACCAACAGGGAGAACUACAUCCACAGGAUUGGUCGGGGUGGUCGUUUCGGAAGGAAAGGAGUAGCCAUCAACAUGGUGACUGAGGAUGACAAGCGAACCCUGAGGGACAUUGAGACGUUCUACAACACCACCGUUGAGGAGAUGCCCAUGAAUGUGGCCGAUCUUAUCUAGAAGAAUCCACACGCCCUUCGUCCACACCCACCCCGCCUAUUUUAGAAGUCAAACGUUGUUUCUUAUACAAUCUGAAUUCUAAGAACUUCCUUUUGCUAAAUUCCACCCUGACUUUACCCUCUACACUCUAAGGGAAGGAAGAAUGCAGCCAUUAUUCCUUCCUAACCUUUGUAAAUUUUUUUUGCCGUCUUGGAAGGAUGAGUUACUGACUGCCUCAUCAGCUUGCUGUAGUCAAUUACCCACAUAUUGGCACCAAAAUUGUCCCUGCAGCUAAUCCCCCGCCCCCAGUUUAACACAUCCAUUUGAACACUUCAGACUGAUAUUUUGCAAACUGAGAACUUAAAACGAAUGCAUUUGUUACUGUGUCCCACAAGUGCAAAACAUGACUGCGUUUCCAAAAGCACAUUUAAAAUAAAUAAUGAAUAUAACAUUUAAAUAAAUAGCUCUGACUGUCAGGAUAAGCUUGUCAUAAAUUAUCAACUUGGCCCGAUUGAUAAAACACAAUGCUAAUAUGAUGAUUGGCGCUUUUGUGAAAUGUGGCUGUGAUUUGCACCUGCACAGCCGGUCGCCAGGUGCUGCACCGCCGGUGACUGAUAGAUGAGCGGUUUAGACUGCAGUUCAGUUUAACAUAACAAUGAUCGAAAUGAAGUGCUGCAUUUUGACCGAUCAGUAUUUAAAACAACCUUCAGUGUACUUAAAAACAGCCUUUAACACACAUCCAUGAUCAUGUUAAGAACAGCGGUUUUGGGACUAGCGUACACAGGGCAUAUUCAAUAAAAAGACCUGUAUAGUAAAAUCCAUCAUGAAUGAGUUGUUUACCAUUUUGAUCCUUUUACUGCUGUUUCAUAUAAUAUAUAUAAUUUUUAUUUUUUUUUGUAUUGCUCUUGUACAUACUGCUUGACUUGUACAGUCACGUGUGCAGUAGCAUUCAGUUGGAGACUGGUGGCCACAGAUGUUUGGAGGCAGAAACAACGGUGAGUUCUGUGGAGGCUGCCUCUGGACCACGAUGACCCGGUUGGAUUUUUCAUCUUAGCUGUUUUUUUUUUUUUUUUUUUUUUUUUUUUUUUUUUUUUUUUGUUAAUCUAGACUUAUUUUUAAACUACUUGGGUUUUUUUUUUUUUUGAUAAGAUGGUAGAAAAGUUUUGUAACCUACCUCGCCAAAUUGUUGGGAGAGGGGCCGUCUGACAUGAAAGGACCAAACUACAGAUAAAAUAUACAGAGCCCCCCCCCCCCCCCGUUCUACUGUAAGCGCCCUCAUUAAAAUGCUUGUCAUCAUGGGGUUGGGUGUCUGGUUUAGGAGAACUGUCAUGUUUUGGGGUGUAUAGUCAGUGCUAUUUUUUAAAAAUGAAUUUAAGGAAUUGUUAACCUUUUUUUCGGACAGAAACAGUGUAUCAAGUUUUCUACAUUGGAUUCUGUAUAGUAUUUAUUUUAAUGGUCUUAAAAAUAAAGGUUUCUCCUUUUUUAACAGUG